GGCUGAGAUUCUGCGUGAUGUGAUCUCCAUUUUUCUCUGCAGGAGGUGAUCACCAAUGAACACGUGGUGGCCAUGAUGAAAGCAGCCAUGUUUGAUACUGAGCAGCCACAUCUGUUUGAACCCAAGAUGACCCGCUCCAAACUCAAGGAGGUCGUGGAGAAGGGGGUGGUCCCCCCUACGUGGAAUCUAUCGCCGAUCAAGAGUAAAGAGUCCAAGGCUCCCCAGUUCAUUGACAUCCCUCUGGAGGAGGAAGACUCGUCCGAUGAGGAGUACAGACCCGAGGAGGAGGAGGAGGAAGAAGAUGAGACAGCCGAGGAGAGCUUCAUGGAGAGUGAUGCUGAGAGCACCAGUUCCUCUCCUGCAGGGAGUGGCAGGCCACGGUCCAGGCAAGAGGUGUUAGAGACCGAGGAGGAGAGUUCCUCUGCUGAGGUGAGUGAGUCUGGUUCCAGCGUUGGGCUCUGUAUCAGUGUUCCUGCUGUCCGUCCAUCCCUAUCUCCGUUAGCUGCACCCCCUUCGGUCUGCUUCAGCUGCUCCCUGUGGCUGCCUUCUCACCGUGACCCUAGUUUGAGUUUCUCCCUCAGCUGGAAGCCCUGUCAGUGCCUACACCUUGCCCACGGUUUAUCUGCCUUUCAAGUAGUUCCCUUUGCUGGGAAGUGGCUGUCGUGUCCCCCUUUGACACAGUAG
This is a messenger RNA of Chiloscyllium plagiosum (whitespotted bambooshark), 684 nucleotides long. NCBI's taxonomy places the organism in Eukaryota, Metazoa, Chordata, Chondrichthyes, Orectolobiformes, Hemiscylliidae. The record is from RefSeq and is a predicted model, not a curated record.